AUUUACUCUUUCCUUGUGUUAUCUGUCUUGUUAAAAGUUUUCAUGUUAAAUCAAUGACAUAAUUGUGAUCUCAUGAGUGCAAAUGUACUCCUUGGUAUACAUUUUGUAACACCCAAGUGUAAGUUUAAACAAAAAACUCUGGGUGUCGCUGUUGGCUAACAGAAAAUAUAUCCCCAUCACACCCCCAUGACUGCGUUUAUAACACGCAUCUUUUUCUCUAGAAAUUCACUCAUAGUCUCGACCAUACUCGGUGUGUGUACCAGUGUGGAUUUUUUGAUUACCGUGGAAUAUGUUUUACGUCACAUUUGGAUUUCAGUUGUGUACAUUUGGAGUAUUUUUUGGCACAAUGCGAAACAAAGGGCUUCUAACGCCGGGUCGGAUCUUUUGCUUUGUCUUCUUCGUUUUAACGAGUCAUGUUGUUCAUGGAGACCUCAGUUAUUCCGUCCCGGAAGAAAUGAAACGCGGAUCUUACAUUGGGAAUCUGGCUAAGGAUCUUGGUAUAGAGCUACGAGCCAUGUCUUUACGAAAUGCCCGUGUUGAUUUCGAGGAGAGUCAAAAGCAGUACUGUGACAUUAAUGUGAGCACCGGGGAUUUGAUCACGUCAGAGAGAAUCGACAGGGAAAGCCUGUGCGGCAAGAAACCGUCGUGUGUUUUGAAGGUGGAUCUGGUGUUGGAAAAUCCACUGGAGCUGCACCGCAUUAGUAUUCAUGUUCAAGAUGUGAACGAUAAUGUGCCCACAUUUAGACAAAAUAUGAUUGAGAUGGAAAUCAGAGAGUCAGCAGAUAAAGGUAACCGAUUCGCGAUAGAAGAGGCCCACGACGCAGAUAUAGGCCAAAAUUCAGUUCAAAGGUACAGCUUACAAAAAAAUGAUAAUUUUAUUUUAGCUGUUGAUAAUAACAGGGUUGAACUUGUGUUAGAGAAUACACUUGAUCGAGAGAAACAACAUGAAAUUAAUUUGCUUUUGACAGCUCUGGAUGGAGGCUCUCCUCAGAGA
Messenger RNA from Cynoglossus semilaevis (tongue sole), 994 nucleotides. RefSeq names its product protocadherin gamma-B5-like. The record is from RefSeq and is a predicted model, not a curated record. The annotation marks the transcript as partial. Gene Ontology annotation, cellular component: plasma membrane. NCBI's taxonomy places the organism in Eukaryota, Metazoa, Chordata, Actinopteri, Pleuronectiformes, Cynoglossidae. Gene Ontology annotation, molecular function: calcium ion binding. The transcript has a single exon. Gene Ontology annotation, biological process: homophilic cell-cell adhesion.